UUGCCAGCUGGCAUUUAACAUUUAUUACACAGUGCUUGACUAAAUCUUCACUUCUCGUAAACUUUAACAUGUGUGUUAGACCGGAAUCUCUUUUUUGCGCAGUGUUUUCCCGAUGUCGAAAAGGGGCACUUGAUGCACAGGAACUACUAUUUGGAUCCAGAGCUUGGUGGAGCUGCCACGUGCGUGACGUUCGAGAGAUACGGAUCUUAUGAAAACUUUUCAACGCCCAUUGCUUUUCGUUUUGGAAAAAAAUGACGAAAGUGUUUCCCGGAUGUCGGAAAAUGGUACCUUAUGCACAGGAACUACUAUUCGGACCCAAAUUUUGGUGGAGCUGCCAAGUGCGUGACGGUCGAGAGAUACGGAUCUUAUGAAAACUUUUCAUCGCCCCUUGUUUAUCGUUUUGGAAGAAAUGAGAAAACGACCGGGCAGAUCACACUUGACGCUGCACCAUGCUACACGUCCAGAAACAAAGCAGUCUUCGAACCAUACGACGAUAGUAUGCCUCAAGAAAUAUUCUACGCCGUUUACACAGACUGCACAAAAUGCACAAUCCUUCGACAUCAUUAUGCCGAAAAUGGAAAUGGCUGUUCCUUCUGGCGCAAUGAAGAAACCAUGCAUGAAGAGGCGGACUGCUGCGACUUCAUCUACGAUGAGAACUGCGGCACGGCGCCGAAGUACCAGAUGUACGACGAUUCCUGCGGCUGGAACUUCUAGACCAGCUUCUGUUGAAUCAUCGUUAUCCUGUGGAUUGUCUCCUGCCCUCGCAAAUUAAGAUCGAAUGCCUGUAAAUGUAUUAAACUUAGAUAAUUUUAGUUCGAGACGCUGCAGAGAUUACUCCGAGAAGUUUAGGUUAGUGUGAUCAUGACUUGCGCUUUCUUUAGUGAGUCUUUAAGAGUUUAGUGUAAUAUUUUAAUUGACUGAUCGAGUGAUUUUUGCCCUGCCGUAUAUAGCAGAGCUGAUUUGUUGGCUGGCUUGCUUUUCUUUCUUUUUCCUUCACUUUCAUUUCUGGUGAUUCGCCUGCAGAUCUGAGUUUCCUAGCCUUGGUACGCAUACACUGUACUGCAAUGAUCUUCAUGCAAUCUUUAUGAGGAAAGCUCCGUGUCCACUUUUUCUUGUUCUUAGUUUUAACUUUUGUUUUCCAAUUUUUUGUACCGACUGUUUUGAUGUUAUGGUCUAUUACGUUGCGUCAAUAGUGCUUUUGUGGCUUUGAUACUUGUUUUUAUUUAUUAGCGUUUGUUUUUCGUUGAUGUGAAUCCAGUUACCGCUACUGAAUGUCUUUAUGAAGGCCAGUAAGGUGUAAAAGAGUGAAUAAAUAAAGGAAUGCAAGUAUAUCAGUAAAGCAAUACAUCAAUAAAGUUGUAGUUAUUGUGC
Dermacentor andersoni is the source of this 1371-nucleotide messenger RNA. RefSeq lists its product as uncharacterized. NCBI's taxonomy places the organism in Eukaryota, Metazoa, Arthropoda, Arachnida, Ixodida, Ixodidae. Gene Ontology annotation, molecular function: amine binding. Gene Ontology annotation, biological process: symbiont-mediated perturbation of host defenses. The record is from RefSeq and is a predicted model, not a curated record.